AUGGUAGGUCAUUGUCAGCAGAGUUCACUAUUAUAGGCUGUCGUUUUAUUUUUAAUCAUAGAUAUAGAAUAUCGUUAUUUUAAUUAACCUCUUAGUUAUAAGAAAGGGACAGUCCACUUAAAGUUAAUCGCCACGGGAUCUGCUUCGAUCGUUUAGAAUACUGGCUUCGGAAUGACAGCACCCGCAUCUGAUGACACGCGUUAGAAGCAUCGGUGCCAUAAGCCCGAUUCUAAACAGUAAAAAUUUAUCAUCCCUAUAAUAAAAACCCCACUUGAGGUUAAAUUACUCCGGACAUUCGGGAGUUUUCAGUUUUUUUCUUGAGCGAACUUUUGUGGUAUGCAACCUGUUUUAUGAGAGCUGUCAAAUGAUUUUAAGUGGUGUUUUUACAUGCACUGUGCACCAGUAUAUAUAGAGCAUUACCUAAAAGGACUUUCAUACUAAUUAAGUAAAUAAGAAAUCUAUGGCGAGAUUUGAAAAAUUGGCUAGCAAAGAAGGCAGUUUGGAACGCUUUUCCCGGGUAGGAAUUAAAAACAGGCAUGUAAAGUAGGAUUUAUUGGUGCCAAAACAUUUCGUAAAGGCUCUUAAACUGCAGCCCGUCCAAGUAUAACAUAGAUAACGAAUGGAAGCACACAGCAUUAUGAAUAUGUGCAGAAUGUGAAUUCAUAAGAACAAAGUCAAAGUUCAAUGCAACGAAUAAUCAGAUGAAAGACGUUCCCAUAAACGUCAUGUGGGAACGAGGGAGACGGGAUGUUAACACAAAUCACAGUCACGAGCAGAUGGGGGCGUGAAGGUUAUCAGGGCAAUUGCAGAUUGACCACGUGGUCUAAAUGCUUGCAUAUAUCUGGUUUCUCCCGCAGCAUGUAAGCCGCUUCCAAGAAGGACAAGGUUCGAUUUUUUUGCGCUCGGACCAGUACUGUUGUUAACAUCCCAUCUUCCUCUUUCACCCAUGAUUUUUACGGAAACAUCUUUCAUCUGAUUAUUCGUUUCCUUGAACCUGGACCUUGUUUUUAUACAUUGAUAUGCUUUGCAGAUUCAUACCACUGUGAGCUUCCAUUCGUUAUCUAUGUUAGGCGAAGACGGGCUGCAGUUGAAGGACCGUUACGAAAUUUAUUGGAACCAAUAAAUCCUGCUGUACAUACCUGCUUUCAAAGAAGGCAUCGUCAAAGGAGUAGGCCUGUGGCACUGACUUGUGGUUGAAACCUUACUUGAUCCGAUUCUCCUGCUUAAAAGUUUAUAAACCUCACUUCAGGAGGCACAAGACGGGUCUACGGCGUACUGACGAUCGGUUAUGACUGCAAAACAGAUUUCUACGUCCGGCGCGCUAAUAACGUAGCGAGGUUUCUAUGCACUACAUGUUAUAGGACAUCUCUGGCGCGACGUUCCUAGCCCAGUUGGAGGGCGGAGAGAAUGGAAUCGAGCAAUAUUCCAAACACAACAAGUAAACAUCCCUCGCCUACUCCUCUGGCAAGAAGGCCGCUUUCAGUUUAUUAUCCCCACACACAUUUGCAAGAUGUGAACUGCUCAUCUGACAGCGAUCGUGUAACCACAGUAAAUAACGAAAAAUGCAAUGUCAAAGGGGAAGACGUGUGACACUCACGCCUUCUGUUUGGAGUCUUGCUUGGUCUCAUUCUGUCGGCCCGCCAGUCGGGUUGUUGGUUAUGACGAGGGUUGUGUCAAAGGUCAUACAUCACAUAUAGUGCAUAGAAAACGCACGAAAAAAGACCAUUUUAUGGCGAAUCAUAUAGUGCCAUCUCGAAGGUUUUUUUAAUGCACCCCAUCAGAUUGAAGCGCAAUCUGGUCAUAUAAGGAAAUAAUUGCCUAUGUAAUCGGCAUGUGUUCUUCUAUUGUCAGUCACGCGUAAGCAUAAACGCAGUAGGUAACUCUGACCCAACUGCGAAAAAAUCGGUGCCUCGGUGGGACUCAAACCCACGACACCAAGAAGAAAGCCAGCUGAGCUGCGAGGCCGCGCCGAACGGCCAAAACACCUCUGAAUUACGUGAGCCUGGUAGUCAUCUAGUGGAUUCUGAAUGUAUUACUUAGGAAACCCCGCGUGGGCAGUCAGUCUACUGUCUCAGAUUUAGUGGUACCAGACGUUGCGGUAAGUUGGGCGGGUAACUUGAACCAAAGGUGUUUAAACUCGCGUCGUCCGGCAGGGCCUCGUAGCUCAGGUGGUUAGAGCGUUGGCUGUACUAAAGCCUUCCCCUUAUUGCGUGGGUUCGAAUCGCACCGAGACGCCGAGUUUUUCACAGUUGGAUCAAUAUGAAUUAUUCAAAAUCCGCCGAAACACCUCUGAAUAAACUCAAGAGAUGAGAAAGUUCUUUAAAAAAUCAAUCGAAAAAUUAAGUGCAUCUUUAGAUUGCACACCAUUUAGGUUAUUCAUAUUUCAAACAUCGAAACGAAACUGACAUGUUUUCGCGUUUCCAGAACUUCCAAAAUACAUGACUUCAUUUACCCUAGAGUAUAUAUACAGAGCAUUAUAAGGUCAAAAUAUUUUUGCAGAAUAUUGCAGAACAGAGUACUACCGUUAUACGCACGAGAACGCAACUACCACGCCUAAAUUAAUAAUUCAUAUAAGUACGCGCAUGGGUUGAGGUCGCGGCGAGACCUUGCGCUAAUGAGGUCAUGCGUUUGGGGCCAACCGCAUCAAUGAUAAUUCAGUCGGUCUGUGACCUGCUGGUUUGUCGGGUGGUCUUCGCACAUAGAAUUCUCCACUUUUGUUUUUCAUACCACUUAUUAUUUUAAUUUGUUUACUACAAGUUAAUGUCCACCUCAAGGCCAAGCACAAAUAUGAAAUAAAAAUGUCUGUUUUGGACUUUAGCCCUCGAUGUCUCCUGAUCCUCAAGUUACGACAAAACGCCAGUUUUGCUGUUACUGUGUCGUAGCCGGUCUGUGCGCAGCCUUUGGAAUCGCCCUACUUGUAUCCGGCAGCCAUCUAGUACGGGGCAUUCAAAGCAACCACAGCAGGGCCGGCUAUACAACGACCAGCGACUCAUCGAGAACUUUUGUGUAAGUAAUCAACCCUGUCUGCGUUUUUGAAUGACAAAUUACUUGUAACAAACGGAGUUGCCAAAUGGCGGCUUAACGCAAAUCUCGCGGGUGGUUAAAUGCGUGUUUGCUUGGAGUGACCGACCGGUAAGCUGAGAGCCAGGCGGCAAUGGUUCUUUCUUCAUUUGGCCUCUGUGGCACUCCCGCACCGCGAGAUGUGAGCCGUCUCUCCGUUUCUCUUGUUGUGUAAAAUCCUGGUCCUGCAGACCAUACAUGUGAUGUCACGCCCAGGUGCAGAUCCCCGCCGCAUCCAUCACCCGCUCCCUCUCUUAAGUCCGGUCUUCUUGACUCUGUCAUAACACCAAGACCAGAUUUGGGAUGAGUGUGGAGUUCGCUAAACUACCAGUCAGCGACUCAAGUCGCCACGUCCAUCCCGCUGUGAACGGUGAACAUCGUCCGGAUCGAGGGUCAAAGUGUAAAAAAUAACCAGGGACUAUAGCCCCAAAGUACUGGAUGUUUGAAAAAAAACCAGAUUUUCGUUUGUUAUGGACAACGAUUUCUGCAAGGAAACCCAUUUCAUGCCUUCACUAAUUAUUCUCCUAUUAAACAACCGCUUUAACCAUUUAAAUCCCCGCCUUUUUUGUCUUGAGUGCGGAUUUUAGUGCCUGCGCAAUACCUCUCUUGCGACAACGAAGUGAUUUUAUGGAGGAAGCGAAUGUGUGAAAUUGCUGCAUACGAAUUGCAGCUUUAAACUGCAUUGGCUAAUAUCUUGACUGCUUAACUUGGAAGAUGAACAUAUUUGGACAGGCGGUCAUGAAGAGGAGCAACCAGCCAAAAAUACCUUUACUUAAUCAUAUUUCCUAAUCUUAUUUUCUCAGUUGACCAAGCUUUUAGAAACGAACGACACCCGAGAAGACCUUCUUAGCUUCCGUUAUUGACUUAAGUAAAAUUUUGAAUGCCUACUAAGAGAUAGUAGACAUUUGUACCCCUUUAAGCCAGACUAUGGUUUUGACAAAAGAAACGCCUUCAUGAUUUGUAGGGCUCUGCUUGGAGGAGUCGCCAUGAUUCUCUUUGGUUGUGCAUUUAUUCUGUCAAGCAUACUAUCCGGAAUGUUUGCUCGUGUUCUACGCCUGCAGUCCAGAACAUGGAACAAUGAUUCCCUAAAGGUUUGGCUGUUUUACACUGUGACUUACUGCAGAAUAAAAAUAACAUCCUGUCUGACUAAACCAGCACAAAGUUAAUCCAUUUCAGAAUGUCCUUGGCCGUACAGCACCCGCAAGGACAAACUCUGUUUCUUCUUCGAAUAGGUAUGAGGAUGUCCUGGAACACUCCAUCCCAACACCAUUACUGUAA
This is a messenger RNA of Spirometra erinaceieuropaei, 4338 nucleotides long. NCBI's taxonomy places the organism in Eukaryota, Metazoa, Platyhelminthes, Cestoda, Diphyllobothriidea, Diphyllobothriidae. The record is from the annotation of a GenBank genome assembly.